Molecule: messenger RNA, 1347 nt
Organism: Symbiodinium natans
Lineage: Eukaryota; Dinophyceae; Suessiales; Symbiodiniaceae
Source: the annotation of a GenBank genome assembly
AUGGCAGUCUUUUUUGUGCUGUUCCUGUUUGGUCACACCGUGAGCUGCGGACACCGAAAGCUUUGGCUGGACAAGCUCUGCAUCCCACAAUCCGACGAGUCUGUCAAGGAGAUGUUUGUUCGUUCGCUGCCCGACUUUGUGCGCCGCUCUUCUCACAUGGUGGUGCUUUGGGACGAAAGCUACUUCGAGCGUUUAUGGUGCAACUUAGAGUUUGCGAUGUUCAUCAAGACUCGCGUUGACGACAGUAGCCGUGCUCUGGCGGUUGUGCCUGUGUGGCUGCCCCCGUGGUUGCUGCUGACGAUGCUGCUUGACUGGGUCAGCGUGCGCUUCUUGGUGCUCCCGGUCGAGACAUUGGCGCAAAGCCUGCCGGGGUAUCAAGCAUUGGGGGCGCCAUCAUCUCACUUUGACAGCUUCAUGCAGUCCGUCUGCUAUAACUGGGCCAAUGCCGUCGCGUACCUGCCUGCAGCACUGGCCACGGCGAUAUCCUUCAGGUUUAAGCUGGCGCAGCAUGGUUUCAUGUUGGACCAGCUGGCUGACUUCGACGUACGAGCCGCGAAAUGUAGCGUCCAUGCCGACAGGGCGAUGUUAGAGUCGGAGAUUGCUGAGCUCUACGAUGAGAUCGGUUCUUUGCCCGAAACUGUUGUGCUUGCUUCGUCUUCGGUUUACAUGGACUCGCGGGAAGUACAGCAAGAGCGGGAGCGAUUGCUGGAGGAAGCAGUAGUGCUCAGGAGCCCGCAGGUUCGGCCCCUCACCAGCUUUCCAAGCCACGCCGAGUGCCUCGAGCUCUUCAAUGCAGACGUCCGUGGCCCGCUGCGCACAGCUAUUCUGGCCCACUCGGGAGGUGCCACAGACCUACCCCUGGGGGUUUGCAUGCUGGCUUCCUUGCCCUUGUGGCUCUUCCUGCUCUCCUGCUCUUUCUUGCUGUGCGAUGGCUUCGGCACGUGUGACGACGCCCUGGAGUACGAGGGCUACCCGUCUUUCCUCGCGCUCUAUGCAGCCGACUGUGGAUACAUCUUCUUCUACGCCAUUUCCGUUUCGACCAUUUUCCCAUGCCUGCUGAGGAUCCUAAAUUGGGGCCUUUCGAUGGCAACUUGCUGGGCGCUGCGUGCUGUCGUCACCUUCCUUGGGGCCCUGCUGACGUACGUCUACAUCUUUACCUUGCUAGGAGCAACCAAUGGCUGUGUGAUGGCCCUUGUGGUGAAAGGGCCCACCUUCAGCUGGCUCCUGCUCUUGAGCUUUUUCUCUGCGGUGUCUGUGGGCCAGUGGCUCAUGUUCUUCUUUCCGGACCGAAGGUCCUUGCCAACCCUUGCCCAAUCUUCCAGGUGCUUGACAUGCUUCGGCAGGUGA